AGAAACACGUCUGCAUAAUAAAUAGCAUUCAGAAUCUAUCGCACCGUGACCGAAAAAAUGCCAGACCCCGAUCCAGAUUCGUCACCGCCGAGCGGAUACCUGCUUCGGCGUGCAGGUGCGAAAGGCGGCGUGGGCGGGUGCACGCGACUCGAUUUCCCGGACCAAGUGGCACCAGCGCCGGACGCGGCAUCCUCGAGCCGCAGGCCUAUCUACGCGCCCAGGUCCGGGCUGGAAGGCUAUACCAGGCAAGAUCCACGGCCGUACAAGCGCCGAGCCCGUACAAGCCGGCACGGCCUUAGGCGACUACAAACUGAACAACUCGAGCGGCGGGCUCUCUUCCUGGCAGCAAUCCGCGCGAAAGGGCGCCCCCGGCCUCUUCUGGGUGGCGGAUCACUGGCGCCCCCGCUGGCCUGUGGCGCAGUGACAGCCAAGGGCCGAGCGCUAGGCCUGGUGGCUGCUACUAGCCGGACCGCGCCCUCGUGGCCGCUGGGGCAGGGCACGCCCGUGGGCGUGAGCUUCCCGCGCCCUUGCCAUAUUCCGGGUUCCCGCCUUCGCCUGGCGCCCCAACCAGCCGCAGCAGGCUCUUCAAGGGCCAACGGGCGCGGGCCCGGCUUCACGUGCGUGGUUGGCCCGUCGGUGUGCCGCUUCUUGGUGCGUAGGCCCGCCUUUUCCACUGCCCCUACUCUGCAAUGGCGCGACGGGGCCGAAAAGAACUUGCCGCAGCCUGUGUCAUC
Amoebophrya sp. A120 is the source of this 734-nucleotide messenger RNA. The record is from the annotation of a GenBank genome assembly. Lineage: Eukaryota; Dinophyceae; Syndiniales; Amoebophryaceae.